CCCACUGUUUGCGAUAAACAUUAUCUGAAAAUGUCAAACCCGAAUAUAUUGGUUGUCACCAAUACCACUACCAGCGUGCCCGUGACUGGGGAAGUCAGUAUAACGUGGGACGAUGCUACGUGGAUUCUUACAAGUUCUUUUAUCAUAUUCACCAUGCAGUCGGGGUUUGGUUUGCUCGAAGCGGGAGCUGUGACUAAUAAAAACGAGGUCAACAUAAUGGUAAAGAACGCGGCUGACGUCAUUUUUGGUGGUUUGACGUAUUGGUCGUUUGGGUUCGGCCUCAGUUUCGGAAAGGACCAAGGUGCAAACAUGUUCUGUGGCGUGGGGAACUUUUUCGUCGACGCUGACGAUGAUCAGAUGGGAGUCAUAUUUUCUACGUUUGUGUUCCAGCUUUCUUUCGCCACCACCGCUACUACUAUUGUGUCUGGUGCGAUGGCGGAGCGAACUAAACUGUGUUCGUACAUCAUCUUUAGCUGCGUUAAUACUGUGGUGUACUGUAUACCAGCUCAUUGGCUGUGGGACGAUAUUGGCUUCCUACGCAAACUAGGCGUCGUAGACAUUGCUGGUGCCGGCGCUGUACACUUAAUCGGUGGUGGUUCUGCAUUAGUGGCAGCAGUCAUGCUCAAACCAAGGUCAGGACGGUAUGACCAUGGAACAGAAUCCUUACCUAUGGGGAACCCUGUCAACUCACUUCUGGGAACCUUCAUGCUUUGGUGGGGCUGGCUGGGGUUUAACUGUGGAAGCACCUUUGGUAUCUCUGGAGGGAAGUGGAAACUGGCUGCCAAAUCUGCCGUUGUAACCCUAUGUGGAUCUAUUGGCGGAGGUGUGAUAGGAAUUACUACCAGUUACAUAACAAGAAAACGAAAGUUUGAAAUCGAAUACAUUGUUAACAGUAUCCUCGGAGGACUCGUGUCAAUAACAGCUGCCUGUGCCAUCAUUAGACCAUGGGAGGCCCUUAUCGCAGGAGCCGUAGGGGGAUUCAUCGCCAUCCACGCGCCUAAGUUCUUCAACUGGCUGCACGUGGAUGAUCCAGUGGGCGCCGUGUCUGUCCAUGGUGUCGUCGGAAUAUGGGGUCUGAUGGUAGUGGGUUUGUUCACGGAGAAUGAUCACUUGGAGAACCUCACGCUCGGGCGAAGCGGCCUGAUACACGGGGGAGGUUUCUACCUGUUAGGUGUUCAGAUGAUGGCAGCUCUUAUCUUAUCUACCUGGUCAUCUCUCUGUACAUUCAUUCUCCUCUUUCCCAUCAAGAUGACAAUCGGUAUUCGUUUGUCGCCCCACGAAGAAUUUCUUGGAGCAGAUUAUGUCGAACAUAACAUAGUACAUAAAGAGACAAACAUCAUCUUCUCUCGACCAUCUACAGCACGGGAUAGGGCCAUAGCCAGCAGGGCUAACCUAAACAGUGUCGUAUGUGAUCAGGCCACAAGGCGAGAAACAGUUUCGGUGCAUUCGGAUACCCAAACGUCGAUUUCUGAUGUGAUUGCACUGACCGAUUUCCCUGACCAAACCGUUAACUCGACAGUCAUGUCAGGAGAGAGUAAACCCAGAAGGGGACUUCCACCAAUUCCAUGUUGUUGCUGCAAGCACAAACAACGAGCGUUGGUUAUCAGUUCUUAACCUCGCAGAGCUAAUCCUGGAUCUAUAGACGAUGAGAUAUGUUCCACAUAUGCUAAAUUAAACUGAAUGUAUUUUGCAACAAUUAUGUAACAAGUUAUCAGCUCUUGUUGCCUCGGAUGGAAGCAAACAUGGGCUCUUGAUAUGGAGGGAAGCAACUGUUGAGUAUAGAACCGUGUAAAUUCUGAUGUCCUAGUGGUGCAUAGGACCCCGACCGUGAAAAGCGUAUGCGCUAACCCAUGCGCCAUCCGACUCUUACUACAUGUGCUACUUCAUUAUCAUUUACAACAAAUAACGGCAUUACGAGAACUUGUCAUCCUUGAAAGUCCAAGUGUUACGCUCUCUUACUUUCUCCGUACCGUUGGAAUAUGCCACGACGAAACUGAAGGCUUUAUCCGCGACACUUUGUGAAUGGUAUAAGUAGAAUUGCGCUUGGGCGGAACGGUAAAAUUAAACAGCUUUACCGUCGGAUCGACUCAUACGUAAUCUUCAAAGAACAGGUUUCAGCCAAACGAUUGAUCAGGGGUUUUCACCUGAAAUCAAUCAAAUAGCUACAGACGUAAGUAUCUGACCGUUACCCCAGGAAUGUCGAGAUUACAAAUGGGUGUGUACAGUGAUAAUCACCGAGAUUGUUUAGGCAAAUAUUAAAAAAAAUGUAUUGUUGAAAAGACUGUCAUUCAACGUAAAAUUGUUGCCAUGCGAAAUGAAUUAAAUAAUACAUGAUG
Messenger RNA from Mizuhopecten yessoensis (Yesso scallop), 2336 nucleotides. Its product is annotated as putative ammonium transporter 3. Gene Ontology annotation, molecular function: ammonium channel activity. The transcript is spliced from 8 exons. The record is from RefSeq and is a predicted model, not a curated record. The coding region runs from base 31 to 1614 and encodes 527 amino acids. NCBI's taxonomy places the organism in Eukaryota, Metazoa, Mollusca, Bivalvia, Pectinida, Pectinidae. Gene Ontology annotation, cellular component: membrane. Gene Ontology annotation, biological process: ammonium homeostasis; ammonium transmembrane transport.